UUUUUUUGUAGUAUUGGUGGAGCUUCCGCUGUAAUUUAUGCUUACAUAGGUGAAUUUCACAACCAAAGAUUUCGCCCAAAAGUCGUGGCUUGGAUCGCAACUUUCGUAGCUUUAGGAAACAUCGUUUUGCCGUUUUUAUCGUGGUUAAUAAUCCCUUUAGAUGUAGAUUUAAAAAUUCUUGGGGUAGAAGUGAAGCCUUGGAGGUUAUUGGUGGCUUCUUUUGGGGCUCCGAGUUUAAUUUGGGCGAUUGGGCUUUAUUGUUUCCCGGAAAGUCCGAAGUACUUGAUGGCGCAAGGAAAUAGCGACGAAGCUUUCGAAGCGAUUAAAACAAUUUAUUCUGUUAAUACGGGAAAAAGCAAGGAAAAUUUCCCCGUUUCUGAUCUAAUUUUAGACGAAAUCCCGAUGGAGAAAGAUAAAAAAAAUGGAAUAUUUAAAACGAUUUGGUCCCAAACUGCCCCGUUAUUUAAAAAACCUUAUUUAACCAAAACCCUCAUGGUGUGUUUCUUACAAUUUGGAACAUUCGCUAGUUCUUCCGGCUUAUUUAUGUGGUACCCAGAAAUUUUAAACCGAAUUGAACAAUACCCAUUUCAAGACAUCACUUGUACAGCACUUUCUUAUGGAAACAUCGAAGAAGAUGAUUCGAUUUGUUUUGAUUCAAUGAACGAAUCGGUUUAUAUCCCAUCGAUUAUAAUAGGGGGAGCUUUGGCAGUACUUUACAUAAUCUCCGGGACCAUUAUUAAUCGAUUAGGGGCCAAAAAUUUGUUAAUCAUCAUCUUGGGAGUCUCCGCAGGAUGCGGCAUCGCUUCUCAAUACAUCAAAAUUGACUCCUGGUCGAAAAUUUUAAUGGGAAUCUUUCUUUUAAGCAGCGCAGGAGUUGGAAUUAUUAACACGAUAACCGUUGAAUUAUAUCCAACGCAAUUACGAGGCAUGGCUUUGGCCAUUUCUUUGAUGGCAGGAAGAUUUGGGGCUGUUGCUGGGUCAAAUGUAACCGGACAAUUAGUUUAUAAAGUUUGCGAAUAUACGUUUUAUGUUUUUGCAGCUGAUCAUAUCGUUUUAAUUAUUGUAACAUUUUUAUUACCGGCAGCAUCUAAAUUACGUCCCAUGAUUGAACCUGUAACGUGAAUAAUAAAAUUGUAUUGUUAUAAAUUAAAUUUGUUAAUAAAAAUUAUGUAAAAUCCA
Onthophagus taurus is the source of this 1179-nucleotide messenger RNA. The record is from RefSeq and is a predicted model, not a curated record. Lineage: Eukaryota; Metazoa; Arthropoda; Insecta; Coleoptera; Scarabaeidae.